Molecule: messenger RNA, 3375 nt
Organism: Pezoporus flaviventris
Lineage: Eukaryota; Metazoa; Chordata; Aves; Psittaciformes; Psittacidae
Gene: EMILIN2
Product: elastin microfibril interfacer 2
Exons: 8
Coding region: 91-3300 (1069 amino acids)
Molecular function (GO): protein binding
Source: RefSeq, a predicted model, not a curated record
GGGCGAGGGCGGGCGGGACGGACGGAGGGACGGAGCCAGCGGACAGGCACCCGCAGACCCCACUCGCCCGCUGCCGCUGCCUGUCGCCCCAUGGAGCUGUGCCCGGGGCCCGCGGCGCCCUCGGGCUGGGCGCUGCCGCUCCUCCUCGCCCUGGGCGCCGGGCUCAGCCACGCCACGCCGCACCUGCGGUACACCCGGCCGGGCUCCCGCAGCAAGAACUGGUGCGCCUACAUAGUGAACAAGAACGUGAGCUGCUCGGUGCUGGACGGGACGGAGAGCUACGUCCAGGCCCAAUACAAGUGUGCCUGGAAUCAGUUCCCCUGCCAGCCCACCCUGGUAUACCGGACAAGUUUCAGACCUCGGUACACAGUUGCAUAUAAGACAGUAACAGAGCUGGAAUGGAGAUGUUGUCCUGGGUACAAAGGGGAGGACUGCAAAGAAGGCCCAGCAGAAAAGCCAAACACUGCUCGUCGUCCCACAACACCAGCAAAAGCUGUUGUGAAGAAAGGCUUAGAUGCAGAACCAACAGAAGAGCCAGAACCUCCACCAUAUGAGAAGAAAAUGCAGUUUCUUGAGGAUGAAUUGUUUAGGCUUACACGAUCGGUGCUUGAACUUCAGUCCUCUGUGGCAGGUGUGAAUGAAAAUCUAAAGUUGACUGUCCAAGAAGAUGCUAGUAAAAUGUUGGUCACUUGGCUGAACAACCUUUAUGACCGCCCAGAGCCUGAUAGUGCGGUUGGUGGUGAAACAGACACUAUUCAUCUGCCUGGACUGCUCAACAAUAAAGAUCAGAAAGACCCUUUUAUUGAUUUUGAAAUGGAAGAUCUAAAGUCUGAGCUAGCUGAUGUCAAAGAAGCCUUGAAGAUGAGGAAUGACAAGCUGGAAGAACUGAAUGGAAAAGUUAAAGACUAUGAAGGGCAAUUAAAACAACUGCAGGAGGCAGCACAAGGACCUACAGUAACAAUGCCCAGUGACAACAUAUAUCAGGAGUAUAUAGACUCCAAAUUUGAGUCCCUCAGACAGGAGCUACUGGAAGGAUUUGAAAAGAAAAUGGCAGAUCUGAAGAGCUCCUGUGAAUACAAAUUACAGGAUAUCCAGCAGCAGUGUGAUGACAAUGACAGUAACUGUGUAGGAAUAAUUGAUGUUAUAAAGGGAAAAGAGAAUGACUUGAGGAAAGAAAUAAAUACACUCCGAACUCAGAUUCCAUCAAACAAGUCCAGUUGUUGCAAGGAGGGUGAGAGGAAUGACCUUGACCAACAGAUACAGGAUUUAGAUAAAAAGAUUGAGAGAGUUGCGGAAGCACACAGGAUCUUGAAUGUCCGAAUAGAUAAUGAGAUCAGUCGAUUAUCAACUCCAGAUCUAGAAGACAUGUUUGGUGAGAGGUUGGAGGAGCUGGAUGCGAGGAUGAAUGUUACAGAACGAAAUGCUGAAGAACAUUGCUUUUACGUUGAGGAAACUCUCCGUGGUGCCAUAGCUGCUGAAGUAGAUGAAUUGAGAGACUUGUUUGAUCAAAAGCUGCGGGCACUAGAAGAUAGGCUGGGUGGCACUAUAUUAGAGAUUGCUAAUACCACAGACCCAGAUGGAAUGUUUGUUAAUCCUGGGCUCAUCUUGCCCAGUGAUGCAGGAUUCACAAAUAAACAAUUUACAGAAGAAAUAAAUUUCCUGAAGAGCAAACUACUGUCACUUGAACACCUCUGCGGACAGAAAUGUCAGUCUGCACCACAGGGUAUGGAGGACAUUCAGAAAGAGCUAGAAAACUGUAACAACAAAUACAGUCAUUUGCUUUCUAAAAUAGGUAAUAACUCUGUUCUCCUGCAGUCUCUAAAUAGCUCUCUUAAUGAGAAGCUCAACUUAAUUAAGGGUAACCAACGUGACAUCCAGAAAAUGCAGAGAGAUGUACGUGUAUUCCGGUAUAGUCUAAAUGUCAUGGAUAAAGAUAUGAAAAAUCUUCAGGAUGGCUUGAGCAGCUGCAAAGAGCAGCUUCUGGGUGUCAAUUCUACCUGUAGAAAAACACAACGAGGUGUCUUCCGGAAAAUCGAUCAAAUGCAGAGGACAUUUGCAAACCAGACUGCUCACCCCAGUGAUAACUGCUGUGGUGAAGUAAAAGAGAGACUAGAACAGUUGAAUGACCAUGUCCUGAAUGAUCUUAGCAAGUGCAAAGAGAAGACCCAAGGUAUCCAGGAGGGCGUUUCGGAUGUUGAGAGCAGAGUCUCACAUGUUGAAAAAGUCUGCAGCAAGCUGGACUCUGUCUCGGGUAACUUGCAGAAGAUAAAAGAAGGUCUGAAUAAGCAUGUGAGCAGCUUAUGGAACUGCAUCCGUGAAAUGAAUGGGACUAUAGUGUCUCAUUCCACUGAUAUUUCUGGCCUCAAAAAUUCUGUGCAACACUUUAAUAGCCAGGUCUCCAAAAUCACCAUGGACAUUGAAGGCAUGCUGAAAUCUCAGUCUGACCCAAGGCAAUCAGAAGUACCACGGCAGCCAUUGCCACCAAGACCACCCCUGCAGCCCCAGCCUGGCAUAUCCUUGCUUCCAUCAAGGCCAAGGAUACAAAUACAACCCCCACGACAGAGGACUCCCCUCCUGCCACCACAGCCGAGACCUGCUCCGCGCCCAGCACUACCAGGGUCAGGAGUUGUGCCAUUUCUGCCUGGAACAACAGGGAUCAUCCUGGAGACUGGAGAGGCAGGGCCUCCUGGCACCGUUUUAAUGUCAGGAAGAGGGCGCCUUAGAAGUGUAGAUGGUCAGGCUGGUCAAAGUACUAUGCCCAUUGCUGAAGGGUACGCUGGAGCACCAGGAUAUCCAAAGUUAUCUCCUGCUACCACGGAGUCACAAGGACCUGCUGCCGCUGCGGCCUCUCUGGUGUCAUUUUCUGCUGGGCUCACACAGAAGCCUUUCUCCAGUGAUGUUGGCGUGGUUCACUUUAACAAAGUGCUUGUGAACGACGGGGACUAUUACAACCCUAAUACAGGCAUUUUCACAUCACCGUAUGAAGGACGCUACCUGAUCACUGCUGUGCUGGCCCCGGAGAGGGAUGAGUAUGUAGAAGCAGUGCUUUCUGUCUCCAAUGCAAGCGUAGCUCAGCUCCACACGGCUGGAUACAGAAGGGAACUGUUGGAGUAUCACAAACCCUACUCAGGGAAACAGACCUGUGGUGGUCCUGGGACGUUCCACCUUGUUCUUCACCUCAAAGCGGGAGAUGAAGUAAACGUCGUCGUAACAGGAGGCAAGCUGGCCUACACAGACUCUGACGAAAUGUACUCCACGUUUAGUGGAGUUCUCCUUUAUCCUUCCAUUUCUCAUGUUUAGGUUUACCUGGAACAGGAGAGAAGGGUAAGAUAUUCAGAAGAAAUUAAGUGUAAUAAAAUCCAAAGCUUUAAUAUA